UAAUGCUGUAAUAUACAAAUAAAUAUAUGCAUUCACACGUAGGCAUGAACUUUCCACAAUUCCCUCAAGCUGUUUUCCUUCUGCAAAUUUUCUUCCUCAGCCAUUUCUCUCUGUAGAUUUGUGUGUUUCUCAUUCUGUAUCUAGAUUUUGAUUGAUUCCUCUUCAUCUUAAUUGGUUUCGCGAUGGCUACUUAUACCCCGAAGAACAUCCUCAUAACUGGGGCUGCUGGGUUUAUUGCAUCGCAUGUUGCCAAUCGGCUUGUCCGCAACUACCCAGACUACAAGAUUGUUGUACUUGACAAGCUUGAUUACUGCUCAAAUUUGAAAAACCUCAUUCCCUCUCAGUCAUCGCCGAACUUUAAGUUUGUGAAAGGGGAUAUUGGUAGUGCUGACCUUGUUAACUACCUCCUCAUUACUGAGUCUAUUGACACAAUAAUGCACUUUGCAGCCCAAACUCAUGUCGAUAACUCGUUUGGGAACAGUUUUGAGUUUACCAAGAACAAUAUCUACGGCACUCAUGUCCUGCUUGAAGCUUGCAAAGUCACUGGCCAGAUCAGGAGGUUCAUCCAUGUAAGCACGGAUGAGGUUUACGGGGAGACAGAUGAGGAUGCUGUUGUAGGAAACCACGAGGCUUCCCAACUUCUCCCAACAAACCCGUACUCUGCAACAAAAGCUGGUGCUGAAAUGCUUGUAAUGGCAUAUGGUAGAUCAUAUGGAUUACCUGUGAUUACAACCCGUGGAAACAAUGUUUAUGGCCCCAACCAGUUCCCAGAAAAGUUGAUUCCUAAGUUUAUCCUCUUAGCAAUGAGGGGGAAGGUUCUUCCAAUUCAUGGGGAUGGUACUAACGUGAGGAGUUAUUUAUACUGCGAGGAUGUGGCCGAGGCAUUUGAGGUCAUUCUUCACAAGGGUGAAGUUGGUCAUGUUUAUAAUGUUGGAACAAAGAAGGAGAGGAGAGUGAUUGAUGUAGCCAAAGACAUAUGCAAACUUUUUUCAAUGGACCCGGAGACAAGCAUCAAGUUUGUUGAAAACAGACCAUUCAACGACCAGAGGUAUUUUCUUGAUGAUCAGAAAUUGAAGAACUUGGGAUGGUCUGAGCAAACUGUGUGGGAAGAUGGGUUGAAGAAGACUAUAGAAUGGUACACCCAAAAUCCUGAUUGGUGGGGCGAUGUGUCUGGCGCACUGCUUCCACACCCGAGAAUGCUGAUGAUGCCUGGUGGGAGACAAUUUGAUUCAGAAGAGGGAAAAGAUACAUCGUAUAUAAGUUCUCCUAAUCAGACCCAAAUGGUAGUUCCAACCUCCAAAAGUAGUGUCUCUUCUCAAAAACCAGCCUUGAAGUUCUUGAUUUAUGGCAGGACUGGCUGGAUCGGAGGUCUACUAGGUCAGUUAUGUGAUAAGCAAGGUAUUCCCUUUGAAUAUGGAAAAGGAAGGUUGGAAGAUCGUUCGUCACUUACAGCAGAUAUUCGGAAUAUAAAACCGACCCAUGUUUUUAAUGCUGCUGGUUUGACCGGUAGACCCAAUGUUGAUUGGUGUGAAUCCCACAAAACAGAAACAAUUCGCACCAAUGUGGCCGGAACCUUGACCUUGGCUGAUGUUUGCCGAGAGCAUGGGCUUUUGAUGUUGAACUUUGCUACUGGGUGUAUAUUCGAGUAUGAUGCAGGACAUCCUCAGGGCUCUGGCAUUGGAUUUAAAGAGGAAGACAUACCCAAUUUCACUGGUUCCUUCUAUUCAAAAACCAAGGCUAUGGUUGAAGAGUUGCUGAAAGAAUACAACAAUGUCUGCACCCUCAGAGUUCGAAUGCCAAUCUCAUCCGACCUAAACAACCCUCGCAACUUCAUCACCAAGAUUUCAAGAUACAGCAAGGUGGUCAACAUUCCCAACAGCAUGACAAUCUUGGACGAACUUCUACCGAUUUCUAUCGAGAUGGCAAAGAGGAACUUGACAGGCAUAUGGAACUUCACGAACCCUGGCGUUGUGAGCCACAAUGAGAUCCUGGAGAUGUACAAGAAGUACAUUGACCCGAAGUUCCAGUGGGCGAACUUCACAUUGGAAGAGCAAGCCAAGGUGAUUGUUGCCCCUCGAAGCAAUAACGAGAUGGACGCAUCCAAGUUGAAAAAAGAGUUCCCUGAGUUGCUACCGAUCAAGGAAUCACUGAUUAAGUACGUAUUCGAACCCAACAAAAGAACCUGACCCUUUUAAACAGGCUUUUCAGCUGUAGUAGUACCCCAUGAUUAACCUCUGCAUAUCUGUUUAGUUUCAUUCAUUUGUUACUGUUAUUGGCCCACUCAUUAAUUUUACUCGAAAACUAUAGGUUUUCUUUUUCCAUCUUUCAUCAUUACUAGCUGCAGCAGAGUUGUAUCUUAGUUUGCUUAGCAGUCGUUCAAUGGAGAAACUCUCAUGAGCUACUUCAUAAUUUGUGUCGUCUGCAGGCUGUCUGGUGUAUUAUUUUUACAUUACAAUUAGUUAAAUAUAUGGUUUUCAAUAA
Messenger RNA from Gossypium raimondii (Peruvian cotton), 2481 nucleotides. RefSeq names its product trifunctional UDP-glucose 4,6-dehydratase/UDP-4-keto-6-deoxy-D-glucose 3,5-epimerase/UDP-4-keto-L-rhamnose-reductase RHM1. Gene Ontology annotation, biological process: auxin export across the plasma membrane; UDP-rhamnose biosynthetic process; flavonol biosynthetic process. Bases 183 to 2186 code for a protein of 667 amino acids. The record is from RefSeq and is a predicted model, not a curated record. Gene Ontology annotation, molecular function: dTDP-glucose 4,6-dehydratase activity; UDP-L-rhamnose synthase activity; UDP-glucose 4,6-dehydratase activity. The transcript has 3 exons. NCBI's taxonomy places the organism in Eukaryota, Viridiplantae, Streptophyta, Magnoliopsida, Malvales, Malvaceae.